AUGAGUGAGGAAUGGUUUCUAAUGGGAGGAAACGAAUUGGAUUCGCUUCAGUUUAGUCCAAACUUGUUGGCUGCUUUGGGAUUGAAUUUGUGGACAACAAAUAAUUUGGGAACUGGUAACGAAUUGAAUAUGGAUGAACAACAACUUGUUGAAAAUAAUGGAAAUAUUCUUGAUUGUCAACAACCAUUGGAAAGUUUAUUGGAAAGACCUUCGGAUAAUUCGUCUCCUUCAUCCUCAGAGGAACAAAAUAAGGAAACUAAUGAAAAUGUGGAAGCAGAAACGAGUAGUGAUGGUAGAACUAAACCAUCCUGUGAUAGAUGUGUAUCAAGAGGAAUUCCAUGUGAAUAUAGAGAAUCCAAAAGAAAACAAAAAACUGAAGAAAGUAGCCGAAAAAAGACGAAACCAAGUCCUGAAGAAUCCUCACAUCCCUCAUUCUUUCAUAAAACGCCAAGCUUGACGAAAUCUAACACAAUUGAUUUCUAUUUCGCAGUGAACUGGAUCUUAACCACUGUUAAUAAGGAAGAAUUACGUAAAUUAAUUUUACAAGAUCAAGACGAAACUAAUCAAGAAAUUAAAUUAGAAAUGGAAGCUUUCUUUUAUAGUGCAAAAUCAGUGGUUGAACAAUUCCUUGGGAGAAGCGAGAUUUCUAAUGAUAGUGCUCUAAAUUGCAGAAAGAAACUUGCUUUAAUCAAUAAGGCGCCUUCCUUAGUAGUUUCUUCUGCGUAUCUCAAUUUGGCAAUUGUAGAAAUUGGAAAUGGAAAUUUGCAACUUUCGAAUUAUUACAUGAAUAGUGUGAAAUUUUAUUUUACAAGCAAAAGUGAAAAGGAAAGAUUGGAAAUGACACCUGAGGAACAGGGACUACUCAAGACACUUGGAGUAUUUGAGCAUAUGGUAGUUUUCCAUUCGGAUUUCGAUCUUGCCAUUCGAAAUAUUCCAAAAUUAUACGAAUUUGCUAGUGGAACUUUUCUUCCAAAAUAUGUUUCGGCUCUUUUCGAACAAUCCAUCACACCACAAAACUGUAAUGAAAUCAUCGCAGUUUCUGAAUCCUUAUUCAAUCAAAUGGUCGAAUUGUGUAAGACAGUAAUUGAUAUUAAGAAACCAGCUAAUAAGAAACAUUACUACGAUGGACUAUUCUUUACCAGAGAUAUUUUCUAUAAUGGAAUUCAAAUUGGAAUUUUGAUAAGAGCUACCACUGGAAAGGAAUUAAUUGAGGAAGCAAGCUUGAAAAUUUCACAUCUCACUGGAAAUAUUUUCUUUUCUGCAACCUCUCCUAUCUUAAUUCCAUAUUUCAUUUUGGCAGCCCGUGUCAACCUUCAAAUUGCUAAAAGUAUUCAAUCAGGAACGAGAGAAAACAAUCAGUUGGGAAUUGGACCAGAUGGAAAUCCAAAGAAAAUUGAUUAUUUUGAAAUAGUUUCCAAAGAUUUGAAAGCGUUGACACUUUUAAACAAUAGAUACAAGAUAGUUCAAUUACAAAAUGAAACUCUUUUACGAUCCAUGAGUGAAGUAGUGAAUGCUUCAAGAAACCAACCAUCAAAUAUUGAAUAA
This is a messenger RNA of Naegleria gruberi, 1545 nucleotides long. RefSeq lists its product as uncharacterized. The transcript is spliced from 2 exons. The coding region runs from base 1 to 1545 and encodes 514 amino acids. The record is from RefSeq and is a predicted model, not a curated record. NCBI's taxonomy places the organism in Eukaryota, Heterolobosea, Eutetramitea, Acrasida, Naegleriidae.